Molecule: messenger RNA, 3778 nt
Organism: Oncorhynchus nerka (sockeye salmon)
Lineage: Eukaryota; Metazoa; Chordata; Actinopteri; Salmoniformes; Salmonidae
Product: lateral signaling target protein 2 homolog
Exons: 13
Coding region: 168-2867 (899 amino acids)
Biological process (GO): negative regulation of epidermal growth factor-activated receptor activity
Cellular component (GO): early endosome membrane
Molecular function (GO): metal ion binding
Source: RefSeq, a predicted model, not a curated record
AGUCUCCUUUGACAAUCGUGUGGUUGAAGAAGGAUAUGCUAGCAUUACUGCUGCUGCACUAAAGUAAUCUGGAACGGCUUUGACAGAAAUCUUGGGAUUAUUGUUGAUUUUAAUAUUAGAUUGGCUAGAUUAAACUAAGGAUAUAGACAAGGUGAACAUUUUCAACCAUGAACAGAUUUCGAAAGUGGUUUCACAAACCUAAGAAAUCGGACCAACAAUUGCUCGCCCAGUUCUACUGUGCUGAUGAAGAGCUGAGGCAAGUGGCUGCCAAGCUCAACAGCCUGAAUGGCAAGAACGAACCCCAACGCUGUGCCCUGCUGGUCAGCCAGUUCCGCUCCUGCCAGGACAAUGUGCUGAGCAUCCUCAACCAGAUCAUGAAUGAGUGUAUUCCAGGCGAGAGAGCCAACCGAGACUUCUAUGUCAAGUUCCCAGACGAGAUCCAACAAGAGAACCUGGAAGGCCAGCUGUGGUUUGGAGCUGAGUGUUUGGCUGCUGGCUCCAUCAUCAUGAACCAGGAGGCUGAGAGCGAGGCAAUGCGUCCCCUAGCAAAGGAACUGACUCGCUGCAUAGAUGAAGUACGGAACAUCGCCCGUGACCAGGCUCUGCGCAAUCGGAACAUCUAUACAGAGCUACUGUGCCAGGCCUUGAGAAAAUUUGACAACCUGUUUGCAGGUUUCGAGUUCAGCUAUGUUUCAGCCAUGGUACCAGUCAAGUCCUUUAAACAGUAUGACAUCCAACAGGAUGUCACUGUGCUGUUCUGUGAGACAGUGUCCAGGGCACUAAAACGGGGAUAUAUCACUCAAGACCUGAUCGAUGACUAUGAGCCUGCACUCAUGUUUACAAUCCCACGAUUAGCUAUAGUGUGUGGUCUAAUGGUGUUUCCUGAUGGCCCCAUGAAGCUGGAUGGUGAGUUGGAGGACAUGUCUGAGUUAUUCAGGCCCUUCCACUCUUUACUGAAGAAAAUUAGGAAUCUCCUGCGCACGCUCAAGGAAGAAGAGCUUCAUUCGUUGGAACGCAACCUCUGUGUCACUCAUGAAGAGGGUUUGGUUGCCCGCCGCUGUUCAUCAGCCAUACCACAUUCAGCCAUCACUCUGGCCCAGCAACUAGAGUAUACCAUGCAUGGGAAGCAGGGGGCAAAGUCCCAGUCAAGUGUUCCUCCUCAGGCAUGUGUCGUGAUGGAGGAGGACAAGGAGGACAACCCUUCCCUCCUGCAAGUUGAACCUGGCCGUUUAGAGUGGGACCCAGAGGUUGAGCUGUCAUCCUCCAUGCAGACUGACAUCAUGGAGAUGGAGCUGCUCAGCAUGAUGUUCUACCAGGCGGGAGAUGAGAUGUCCAGCUUUCUGUCCCCAGCACCCAGCCAGACUUCAUCUCCUUACCCCCAGAGGAGGGGGGCUGCCAGCCUCACCCCCAGCCCCAUGGCCUCUCCUCUCAGGCUCCGCAGGGCUGGGAGCAGAGUGUCGUCUGGUGGUUGGUCGUCUGGUGGGUCAAGUGUAGACAAAGAGGAGCGUGUCUUCUACAUGGAUGACUUGGACGGGACACAGAAGCAAGGCUAUUCCCUUCCUAACUCCCCAUAUCUGAAUAUGAGGCGGAACAUGUCUUGCCCUUCUUCACCGUGGACCAGCUUGUCCAGGAAGUGUGCGGAGGCAGCCCUCCAGCGCAGCAAGAACUGGCCCAGCAGUAGCAGGCUCUCGAUCCCAGACCCUGGGGCUCUCUCUGUCCCCCCCAUCUGCCUGAAUGGGGAGGGGUUGAGCCAGAAUGUGAGCCAGGAUGUUUUAGAGACGGCAGAGCUGAUUGCACUGAGGAUGAAGGGGAUGAAACUCUCUGCAACUGUGAUCAAUCCCCCAUCUCCCAACCUGUCUACCUGGACCGAGAAGGUGAAAGAGGAAAAAGAUGACGAUGAAGACGACGAUGAAGAGGAUUCACAGCUGCAGUCUCUGAAUGAAGGGGCCACAUACUGCCAGAUCAGCCCCUGUAUCUGCCUCCAGUGCCCCAGUCUGCAUAUAUUCCCACCAGACCAUGACACCUACAGCUGCCUGACUCCCCAAACCCAAGGUCCCCCCUUAUCUGCUGUUAGAAGCCCAGCUCUGAGCCCCAGGGAACAGGGGAAGGAGAGGAGCCAUGUGCUGGGCCCACGGUUCUCUUCACUACGGGCCAAGGGUCAACAGAGAGAUGGUGUUCCAGCAUCUGUUGCCUGCCCCAGCCUGACCCAGUGGAGAACCAAUGGAGAUGGGAAGGCUGAACAGAUAGUGGUAGAGGCAGAGCCAGAGGAAUACACCCUGUCUCAGUUCAGCUAUCAACCCAGCAGUAAUAACACAGAGGGGAUUGAGCAUCCUGACAUCCAGUUGGCCUGCCACAAUAUCCGAUCCCGUUUCAAUAGCAGCGGUGACCUCCUUCACCGUCUGUUUGUGUGCAUCUCAGGUGUUGCAGACCAGCUACAAAGCAACUACUCCAGUGACCUAAGAACCAUAUUGAAGACACUCUUCCAGAUAAUGACGACUAAGACAGUUCUUGCAGAAGAAGACAAGCAAAGGAAAGCAUCCUUAGGCCUGAGUAACAAGGCUCUGGAGGACUGUGCCUUGUGUAUGGAGUGGCUGUCCUCCUCCCCAUCAAUGGAGCAAGAUGUCCAAUGUGAAGCGCUCCCAAACUGGGUUCCUGAUGAGGCCUGUAGCGUCUGCACAGCAUGUAGCGCCCCCUUCACCUUAAUACGCAAGAAGCACCACUGCAGGAGCUGUGGCAAGAUCUUCUGUUCUCGCUGCUCUGCCCGCUCAGCGCCUCUACCGCGGUACGGCCAGGUCAAGGCUGUGAGGGUAUGCACCCACUGCUACAUGUUUCACGUCACGCCAUUCUGCCCCUGGAACAGCAACUGACUCAACCCUGGCCCUUAUUAUUCUAUCAAUCCAACUGUUUAAGGUAGUUUACUAGCUUAUCAAUUAAAUAGGCAUUCACAAUGUGGUACCUGUUUUUUGUGACUUUUAGAUGUGUAUUAGUAUCAAAAUGUCAUACAAAAUGUUUCAACAUGUGGAGGACCUUCAAUCGUUUGUAUAAUAUUUGAAUAACAUUUUAUAUUGAGUGUUUUUCUUUCUACAACAUCACAACUGGGCACUGACAUGAGUGAAACCUCUCAGAAUGUUUAUUACUUUAAGACAAGACAGAUAUUUUAUUCUGCUUCAAUCCUUGAGUUGUAGCCACACCAUCUGAUUUCACACACAUAUGCAAGAACAAGAGUGCUUUCUCACUACUUAGGAGUGGUUGACAAUGUCAAACUGAGUGAGAGGGAUCAUUAGAUAACAAUAUCAUUUCAUUCAGCUAGCAGUGCUUUCUUUAACCAUUCGUUUCACAAGUUCACAAAGAUACAAUAUAACUGUUGUGUUGCACAAUAUCCACUACUUUGAAUUGUUAGGCUGCUGGGCACAUACAGCUUAACUUUCUUCCGUGCUACUUUUACAUUGUCAGCAACCUAGUUGGACAAUUCAUUGUACUGAAAAACACAUCAAGCAUCUCCACUAGAAGAUCCAUCAGACAGAAUUAACAUUAAAAGAAAGUGAGCAAUUAGCCCUCUGAUUCAUUUUCUUCCCCCCAAAACAACUAUUUCAAUCAUGGAUAACACCUGAAAGAUAAGAGCUGUAAAAAAAGAAGAAGCACAUUCAAAGACUUCAAGCAUUUCAAAACUUCAGCUCAAACAGAACUAAUUUUGUCAAAUCAAGCAGGACAGAACAAGCCCUCCCCCCAGUGUCCCCAACGUAAAGGUUCAGACAGUCAAGGGAGACUUGACACAGAA